CAUAUGUAAAAACACCUGUGGCGUUAUUCCAUGUUAGGACACACCACAGUGGACCGUCCACCUAACUAUUAGGCCUACCGUUUGAUGUGAAUAAGGCCUUGCCUGAUCUGAUAAGCUUCAACGCGUGGAUUGGUUAAAUAAAAGCAUAUGCCAAAACACUAGGCUACCAGUAAACAACCUUAUUAGUUUACAAGUAAGACCAGACAAGGAAUCACCAUGUUCAGUAUUCCUGGACUAAUACGCAAGAAGAGAGACCGCAAGACUUUUUCUAGGGAAGAAAUUGAGUUCUUCAUCCAAGAACUUGUCAAGGAAAAAGGUGGAGCAGUACAAGAUUGUCAGCUUGGGGCCAUGUUGAUGGCAAUUUUCCUGAAUGGUAUGACCUUGGAGGAAACAAGUUGGCUGACCAGAGCUAUGAGAGACUCUGGGGAGGUGUUGUCCUGGCCAUUAGAGUGGAAAGGUUGUGUUGUAGACAAGCACAGUACUGGGGGGGUCGGGGACAAGGUUAGUUUGCCCCUGGCACCUGCAUUGGCUGCUUGUGGGAUGAAGGUUCCCAUGAUUUCAGGACGUGGGCUGGGUCACACAGGGGGGACUUUAGAUAAGCUGGAGUCAAUACCAGGAUUCCAGGUAAUGAUUGCAUCUUCUGACAUGCUUGAGAUCCUGGAAAAGGUGGGCUGUUGCAUUGUGGGACAGACCAAUACUCUGGUGCCCUCUGACCGUAUUAUGUACGCUACCAGAGAUGUCACCAGUACUGUGGACAGUGUCCCUCUGAUUGUAGGUUCAAUAGUUUCCAAGAAAGCAGCAGAAGGUCUAGAUGCACUGGUUUUAGACAUAAAAGUUGGAAAAGGAUCAUACACCAAAAAUGUUGAAGAAGGUCGUAAAUUGGGUGGAUUAAUGGUGUCCAGCUGUGAGAGCAUGGGCAUUAAGACAGUUGCCUUGCUUACCAACAUGGAUAGUCCACUGGGGAAGACCAUUGGAAACAGUCUUGAAGUACAGGAAGCACUGGACUGUCUUCGUGGACAGGGUCCUGGAGACUUGAAAGAACUGGUAGUAAACUUGGGGGCCCAUUUGUUAUAUGCUGCACAGCAUGUUUCCACAGUAUCUGCUGGUAAACUCAAAAUGGAGGAUGUAAUCAGCAGUGGUGCAGCACUGGAGAAGUUUUGUGCCAUGCUGAAAGCUCAAGGCGUAGCAGAAGAAGUUGCCGAGCAGUUGUGCCAGAAACAGGGGAAUACCUCAAACAUCUUGGCAUCUUCUCAUAAUGUUACACCUCUCAAUAGUGUGGGAGAAGGUUGGGUUGCUGACAUAGAUGCAUUGAAACUGGCUGAGGUGUCUGGUGAAUUGGGAGCUGGCAGGAAGAAGGCGGGGGAUAAGAUCAACUUUGCAGUAGGCAUACAGCUCUUGGUACAAGUGGGAGACAGGAUUGAAAGAGGAAAACCUUGGGUGGAAAUUCAUCACGAUGAACCACUUGGAGAGAAUCAGUUGAACAAAGUCCAAGCUGCUUUAAAAGUUGAAAAUGAACCAGUCAGUAGACUAUUGGUUUUGGACAUUGUCACAAGCCAGUCAGCUUAGCAUAUGGAGCAGUGGCCAGGAUGUGUGGGACUCUCUUUCAUUAAGAUGGACCCAAAGAAAAUGACAGGAAAGAAGAUAGGUCCAAAGAUGCCUAUCCUACAAUACUAAUUUUUUGUUGAAAUAUUGUUACAGUUGUAGUAUCCCAGUUUCAGGAGCUGACUUAAACUUGGCAAUACACAUUCAUCACGACAUCUUGUAUUGUAAAAUCUGUGUAUUGAUAGAAAUUCAAAUGACAUACAUUUAAAGGAUUUGAUAUAAUAUCUUUACAGUUCUUUUCAUUUACACUUACAGAAUAUAUGACUUUGCCUAACUCAGAUUACUGACAGUUAAUGUUAUGUUUGACAGAAUGGUCUGUCACUUCUGCCAACAAUUGAUUUCACAUAACUUACUUUCAAAAAAUUCUAUAAAUUGAAAAUGUGCCCACUAAAUAUUUUGUGUGUAUAUACUAAGAAGUUAGUAUUUUACCUUCUUAAUAAUUUGCAUUAUAUGUCAAACAAAGCAGAGUGUGGUUAGCGAUGAAGAAAAUCUAAUUCUAUUUUUUUUUAAAAAGUGAAAAUGUUUUAGUCUACUAUAUGUAAAUGCCCUACUUUAAUAAAUCAUUCCUCUCCAGUUUAUGAUCUUUACCUUGUUUAAGUACAUAUAAAAGAAAAUAAGUUUUUGAUUCUUUUUUUCAAAGGCAUGUUUUGCAUAUAAAAUGCUUUUCAAAUG
This is a messenger RNA of Lingula anatina, 2274 nucleotides long. RefSeq names its product thymidine phosphorylase-like. Gene Ontology annotation, cellular component: cytosol. Gene Ontology annotation, biological process: pyrimidine nucleoside metabolic process; pyrimidine nucleobase metabolic process. Gene Ontology annotation, molecular function: 1,4-alpha-oligoglucan phosphorylase activity; pyrimidine-nucleoside phosphorylase activity. The record is from RefSeq and is a predicted model, not a curated record. Lineage: Eukaryota; Metazoa; Brachiopoda; Lingulata; Lingulida; Lingulidae.